GGCGAUGAAUUUACCAUCCAGUAGAAGCCGUGUGAUAAAAUGAUAAGUUGUGUGUUUGUGAAGCUGAAGGGAUUAUUCUUAGGGAUCCUGAGCCUCUUCAGGCGUGCUCUCUGUUUCUCCCGCCGACGAGGACAAUCCCCGGAAACUGCUGAUGAAGUCCUCCAAGCUGUUAGUGUUGUAACCACUCACAGGGGAUCAAGAACAAAAUCUGAGCAUCCGGAAAGAGAUUGGAAUACAUGGGAUGACUCCCCGAGGACUGUGGAGGAGCACAUUGAGGUCUACAGGCAAAGAUUAGCUCGAACUGAGCAAAAGAACGAAAUGAGGGAACCGGACAUCGAUUUCUUUGGGGACAUGGAACCGAAGGUAGUAAAACAAACCAAAGUACUUAUAAGGACAGACAAUGAGCCUGAGAAGAAAUUCUCACGGCUUACAGCUGCGACUGAUGCAACCAUUCCGUAUGCUGCUGAGCUCGAAGACUGGUUAGAUGAAUCCAAAUCAGGCUGGGAGGAGGUCAAUGAGGAUGCUUCAAAGUUAAUCCGGGAGAAGCGACGAGAGCAACGAGCACAGCAGAAAAUGCAACGUCACAAGGAUGUGAGUACAAAUCAAGGAUUUGCCGAGAGGAUAGGCAACCGAAAGACUUAGAUUUAUGUCCAUUUUGGCAACAACAAAAAUCCGGAGCUGUUGUGAGUGUAAAACAUUUUUUUUUCGUGUGCAAAUAUAUGCAAAUUUUUUUUCAUUUUCAA
This is a messenger RNA of Lutzomyia longipalpis, 743 nucleotides long. RefSeq lists its product as uncharacterized. Bases 40 to 642 code for a protein of 200 amino acids. Gene Ontology annotation, cellular component: secretory granule. The transcript has 3 exons. The record is from RefSeq and is a predicted model, not a curated record. NCBI's taxonomy places the organism in Eukaryota, Metazoa, Arthropoda, Insecta, Diptera, Psychodidae.